AUUCUAGAGGGGUGUUUGAAGAUGAUGGUUCAGUAUGCUGCUGUGUCUCUGUGGUGUGAGGAUGCUCUGGCUCUGUGGUGUGAGGGUGCUCUGGUUCCUGGGGAGGAAUGAAUACAUGGUUGGAAGAAGGUUUCU
Molecule: messenger RNA, 135 nt
Organism: Cuscuta campestris
Lineage: Eukaryota; Viridiplantae; Streptophyta; Magnoliopsida; Solanales; Convolvulaceae
Source: the annotation of a GenBank genome assembly